CCCAGUUGCUCAGCUAUAAAAACAUCACAUCAGGCUGAACUUCACAUCUCUUCAGUUUCAACAUCAACCAUGUUCUCUGUAGCUCUGCUGCUGCUGUUGGCAGCUGGAUGUGUGAAGUGUGACACGUUGACACAGCCAGGCUCUGUGACUGUGCAGCCAGGUCAACGUCUGACCAUCUCCUGUCAGGUCUCUUAUGAUAUUAGCAGCUACUACACAGCGUGGAUCAGACAGCCUGCAGGGAAAGGACUGGAGUGGAUUGGAAUGAAACAUGGAGGUGGAUCUUCAUACUACAAAGAGUCACUGAAGAACAAGUUCAGUAUCGACGUAGACUCUUCCAGCAAAACAGUGACUCUAAACGGACAGACCAUGCAGCCUGAAGACACUGCUGUGUAUUACUGUGCCAGAAGACUAUGGGGUGGGAACGACUAUGCUUUUGACUACUGGGGAAAAGGCACCAUGGUCACCGUCACCUCAGCCACUUCAACCAAACCAACUGUGUUUCCUCUGAUGCAAUGUGGUUCUGGGACUGGAGACACAGUCACUCUGGGCUGCAUUGCCACCGGCUUCACACCCUCCUCACUGACCUUUGCAUGGAGCAGAGCAGAUGGCGCCGCCUUGACCGACUUCAUACAGUACCCUCCAGUCCAAAAGGACAACUAUUAUACGGGAGUCAGUCAAAUCCGAGUGAGCAGCCAGGACUGGGCCGCAAAGAAUGCUUUCCGAUGUGCCGUGUCACAUGCAGCGGGAGAUGCAGAGGUCACUUUCGAAAAGCCAAGACAGCGGAUUGUCUCUCCAAACAUCACAUUACACCCUGUUUGGGAGGGUGAAUUUGGGACCUCACCAGUCAGACUAAUCUGCACCAUUAGAGGCUUCUUUCCAGACAAACUGAGUGUGGAGUGGAAUCAGGACAACCGACCUUUAAACAUUGUGCAAAUCCAAAGAAAGCUGCAGAGUACGGAGGAAAUGGAGAAAACCUUCAGUCUAAGCAAUGAGAUUGAGCCAAAUAUGACUGAGUGGACACAGGCCUCAAGUUUUACGUGCAAGUCCAUCCACAACAAUCAGGAAUUUAGAAAAACAAUAAAUAUUUGUCAAUAUCACACAAGGGCCCCUCCUGCCAUCCAGGUGGAGAUUCCCAGCUUCAAGAAAGUAAUGACUGCAGAAUCCACUGUACAAGCAACAUGUGUUGUCCGCACUGUCCUUGAUGCCAAAGUGACCUGGCUGAUGAAUGAGAGUGUCACACCGGGUAGCACAGUGAGAGUGGCCACAAACACAACUCAUUUAUUCAGUGAACUGACAGUUUCUUCAAGUCAAUGGAAACAACUCAAGUCUAUAACAUGUAAAGCAGACCAUAAGUGCUUCUCAUCCACUAAGAGGACUGUUAAUAUUGCAGGGCCUGCAGUUCCAGCUCCAUUGGUUGAGAUCAGGAGAUCUCUCAAAGAUUUGCUUAAAGGAGACAGUGUUGUGCUGGAGUGUGAUGUCACAGCACUCUCAUCACUUGACCUGGCCAUCACCUUUCAAGCCAACAGUGUUGACAUCUCUGGCAAACAGUAUGUUGAAUUUCCUGAAGCCCCAGGCCUCCUUUCAAUCAGUAGAAGUUUCUCUGUUCCUUCAAGUCAUUGGAAGAAAGACACACGUUUCACCUGCAAAGUGGACCACGGAUUCUCCAGCAGCUUUGAGUCAAACUCCACAGGCAAUUUCUUUGCUGACGCAUCAAUGGAACUUCUUCUGGCCCCCAGUGAAGAGUUAGGGCCACAGAGACUACUAUGCUUUGCCUGGGGCGUCAACCCUCAAAUCAAAUGGUCUACUGAGUCUCAGCACAGAGCUUCAUCAACCAAUGACAUCAGCAUGGGUGAAGAUGGACGUGUGGCAGUAACCAGUCAUCUUCAUGUCCCUCACACAGAGUGGAAAACAGGGAACGUCUUCACGUGUGACGUAUCUGACAAGUAUCUGAACACACAUGUGAGAAAGGACAUCAGCCUCUGCUCAGUAACUCCUGCAUCAUCUCAGAUAGUCGGCGUAUAUGUUCAGGGACCACCACUGGAGGAGCUUCAGAGCAAGGAACAAGUGACAAUCACCUGUCUUCUGGUCGGCCCUUCUCUUAAUGAUUUCUCCGUCACCUGGAAAGUAGGUGGGAACCAUUAUUCCUCGAAUGUCCAUAAGGAGCCUCCAGUGAGUCACAGCAAUGGGACAGAAACUUUGCAGAGCUCCCUCAAUGUGUCAGCGGAGGAUUGGCACGCAUUUGAACCAGUGUCUUGUGAGGCCAAGCACCGAUGCUCCAACCAGGGCUCUGCGGACCAUAUAACCAAAAACAGAGAGCUGUAUCCACCAGCAGUGAAGAUAAUACAACCAACUGCCUAUGAGCGUUCUACAUCAGACGUCCUUGCACUUAUUUGCCUCGUCUCUGGAUUUUUACCAUCUACUAUCACAGUGCACUGGGAGGAGAAUGGCCAGAGACUCCCUUCAACUCACUUCACCAACAGUCCAACAUGGAAAUACCCAGGGAAGGCAACAUAUUCAAUGAGCAGCAGACUAAACACAUCAAAGGCUGCGGACAAUGAGUCUACGUAUUCUUGUGUCGUCAGACACGAGUCAUCUGAAAUGCCUUUUCAAAGCACGAUAAAGGAUGUGUUUGCCACAGUGACCCACAGCGAACCUUCAGCGACCUUGCUCCAGGGUUCUGGGGAACUUGUGUGCCUGGUCUUUGGCUUCAGCCCUGCAUCCAUUAACAUCACUUGGUUUCUUGAUGACACCAAUAAACUGUUGGACUACAACACUAGUGAACCCCACAGAGGCCCAAAUGGAAAGUUCAGCAUUCAAAGCCACCUGCGUCUGUUCCAAGUCAUCUGGUUACCUGGUGCAAAGAUAACCUGCAGGGUGACACAUGCAAACAUCACCCUAUCCCUGGAUGUAUCUAAACCAGACUCCUUGGAGGACUGUGAUUUUUUAGAUGACAUCAUGCAUGCUGAAGGGAAUCAGGACACAGGGGUGGAAAGCUGGUUCAUGGCUUUCACUUUCCUCAUUUUUUUCCUCAUCUCCAUCAUCUAUGGUGUCUUGGCUACCAUGAUGAAGGUUUACAUGGAUCGUGGUUAUAUCUGGACCGUGGUUCUGCCCGACACCUCCUGCUAUUAUCAUUGUUAUUGCUUGCUGUAUUGCUAGUUUAAUUACUGCCUUUAUUAUCAUUAUUAUUCUACCAUAUCCACUGUUGCUGUUCUAAUUGGUAGUUGUAACUUUUUCAUCAUGUGCCUACUACUCUCAUUAUAUGAAGAAUUUCUGUCUUAUGCAUUACAUUGUAACUCUGUUAUGUUGUUCAUUCUGUGCACAUGCCAUCUAUUGUACUUCUUUCCAUCCUGAGAGAGGGAUCCUCCUCUGUUUCUCCCCAUGAAAGUUUCUUUUGGGGGAGUUUUUCCUGAACCGAUGUGAAGUCCUGGGACAGAGGAUGCCAUAUGUGUACUGUAAAGCCUCUGAGGCAAAUCUGUCAUUUGUGAUUUUGCAAUACAAAAUAUAUUGAAUUGAAUUGA
This is a messenger RNA of Cyclopterus lumpus (lumpfish), 3518 nucleotides long. Its product is annotated as immunoglobulin epsilon heavy chain. The record is from RefSeq and is a predicted model, not a curated record. Bases 70 to 3156 code for a protein of 1028 amino acids. Lineage: Eukaryota; Metazoa; Chordata; Actinopteri; Perciformes; Cyclopteridae. The transcript is spliced from 14 exons.